UCUGGAAAAAUUCAUGCCUAUUGAAUUAGAAGUUCUCCAUCCAGCAUGUUUUGACUAUUUCAAUAAAACAAAAAUUGCUCCACUGACUUAUCUAUAAAAGCUCGAGGACUCAAGGAAGAUAGCAUCAUAACAAAUAGAAACUGCUCUUAAUUUCAUCAUCCCCUUCCAUUGGGCAACAAACAGUUAAACUAUUACAGUUUCCUGGUUUCCACUUCAGUUUGAGCCUGAUGCAGCAAAUGAUGACAGAUGCAUUGACCGAAGAUCAGAUUGUUGAAUUGCGUGAAGCAUUUUGCAUUAUUGACAAAGACUCAGAUGGUGUGAUCUUUUGCACCUUAAUCAUAGGAUUCAUUACUGUGGAUGAACUGAUGACCAUUAUCCAAUCAUUAGAUGGUAAUCCAACAACAGAAGAAAUUCAAAAAAUGAUUAGUGAAGUCGAUAUUGAUGGAAACGGGAGUAUAGAUUUUGAAGAGUUCUUGAACAUUGUGGGAAUGAAAACGAAGGAAAAUGUGACUGAGGAGCUAAAAGACGCAUUCAAAGUAUUUGAUAGAGAUAAUGAUGGAUACAUAUCAGCUACUGAGCUGAGACACGUAAUGAUGAAACUGGGAGAGAGGCUAACAGACGAAGAAGUUGAACAAAUGAUUAGAGAAGCAGAUUUGGAUGGAGAUGGUCAAGUUAGCUAUGAAGAAUUUGCGAGAUUUAUGAUGCUGAAUUGAUCUCAUUUGAAUUUUCUACAUACAAAAUGACUGAGUUGGAUGAACAUAAGGGCAUUGACAUUU
This is a messenger RNA of Gastrolobium bilobum, 776 nucleotides long. RefSeq names its product calmodulin-like protein 11. The record is from RefSeq and is a predicted model, not a curated record. Bases 228 to 713 code for a protein of 161 amino acids. The transcript is spliced from 4 exons. NCBI's taxonomy places the organism in Eukaryota, Viridiplantae, Streptophyta, Magnoliopsida, Fabales, Fabaceae. Gene Ontology annotation, molecular function: enzyme regulator activity; calcium ion binding.